CUUGGCACACUUAUUAGCUUUAUUUGUGUGAAAGCAACACUAGCUAAACCGUGUGGACAGAGACAGCGAUCUCCUUUUGGGCGCCGUGGUCAACUUGCGCUGCUUAGCCGACAAUCAUCCCCUCGCGGAAGCAACAGAACUGGCGCUUUCGAUAGCCACAUCCGUUGACAGCUCAUACAGUUACUUCCGCCGUAUAAGAAACUCCCAUUAUUUAUUUAUUCAUCCCAUUUCUCUGCCAGUUAUUUAGACUCUGGAAUGCUGGCCGCGCGCAACAAGCGACGAGAGGGAAUUCGGACGCUCGCGCCAAGACCGUUAGCAGCGGCUCAAAGAGAGCGGGAGGAGGCGGCAGGGAGGGGGGAGACCCUCCUCUAACUCCUCACCGCGGAUGCGCGUCAUGACGUCAUUUCUCCGGACCGGAAGUGAACGGGAAGUCCGUGUCGCCUCUGAGCUGAAGAGAAGGAAAAGGCGGGACAAGUCCUAACAAAACAGUGAGGCGAGAAGCGGCGGCGCGUCUCCCGGUAACAAGGUUUUGUCCCGCCCCCUUCCCCGGGAAGGGAAGCAGCAGCUCAUCACCUCAAGAUUGAUGCACAUUUUCUUUGUUACUUUAAUCUGGCUGAGAAUUUGGAUAAGCAUGGCACAACUCCAACAAGGAGGUCCUGAUGAAAAAGAGAAGACUACAGCUUUAAAGGACUUGUUGUCUAGAAUAGAUUUGGAUGAACUGAUGAAAAAAGAUGAACCACCUCUUGAGUUUCCUGAUACCCUUGAAGGAUUUGAAUAUGCUUUUAAUGAAAAGGGACAGUUAAGGCAUAUAAAAACUGGAGAACCGUUUGUUUUUAACUACCGUGAAGAUUUGCAUAGAUGGAACCAAAAGCGUUAUGAAGCUCUUGGAGAGAUCAUUACUAAAUAUGUAUAUAAAUUACUGGAAGAAGAAUGCCAUUUGAAAAAAGUGUAUGUCCCGGUAGAUGCUGUGGAGAGUGAACCCAGGAGUUUUAUCUUUAUGAGUGAGGAUGCAAUGACAAAUCCUGACAAACUGAUGGUUUUAAUUCAUGGUAGUGGUGUUGUCAGAGCAGGACAGUGGGCAAGAAGGCUGAUUAUAAAUGAAGAUCUGGACAGUGGCACUCAGAUACCAUAUAUCAAAAGAGCUAUUGAGGAAGGUUAUGGAGUGAUAGUACUGAAUCCGAAUGAGAACUAUAUUGAGGUUGAAAAGACAAAAGCACUUGUGCAGCUGUCUCCUGAUAGUUCGGAUGAACCUGCAGAAAAGAGGGAGAAAAAAGAUAAAAUCCAGAAAGAUACAAAGAAGCGACGGGACUUCUAUGAGAAGUAUCGAAAUCCACAAAAAGAAAAGGAAACUGUGCAAUUGUAUAUUCGAGAAAAUGGCUCCCCUGAAGAACAUGGCAUUUAUAUAUGGGACCACUUUAUCUCCCAGUCAGCAGCUGAAAAUGUUUUUUUUGUUGCUCACAGUUAUGGUGGGCUUGCAUUUGUGGAAUUGAUGAUUCAACGAGAGGCAGAAGUAAAAAAUAAAGUUACUGCUGUGGCCCUAACAGACUCAGUUCACAAUGUGUGGCAUCAGGAAGCUGGCAAAACUAUUCGAGAAUGGAUGCGAGAGAAUUGUUGUAAUUGGGUGUCCAGUUCGGAGCCUUUGGAUACAUCAGUAGAGUCCAUGUUACCUGACUGCCCACGAGUCUCUGCAGGCACGGAGCGGCAUGAGCUGACCUCGUGGAAGAGCUACCCGUCGAUCUUCCGGUUCUUCCGCGAGGCCCUGGAAGCGAAGACCAGCUCGGGCAAAGCGGCUCCGACUCGGCGCUCGCAGCGGAUCCGCUACGAGGACUUGUAGAGCCGGUGCCCGCCCGGCUCCGCGCAGGCGGCGCUCUGCCGGCCCAGCCCCUCAUUAGAUUGUUUUCUUCCUAGAGCACAGGGUCGCCGUGUAUACAUCUAAGUAGCGUUUUGCAUUAUUUCUAGAUGAGUGCAACUGUCAAAGCAAUAUGGGUUCACUGGGUGUGCUUCCUGUGGGCUGCAGCUUGGAUUGCGGGCUGCCCAUCAGUGCGCAGAUUAAGGCUGACAGCCGCACCGCACCGCGCAGCCUGGUGCAGCUCUAAUUGCCCUGACGGAGCCCGGCACCGAGCUGAUGGGAGGCCGGCGCCGGCGGCGGCGCCCUUCCCGGGUCCUAGCGGCUGCCGGCUGCCCCGGACGGCUUGCUGGCUCCCGGUCCGCCCCCCACCCGCUCGCCCCCCACCGCCGCAUCGGAGCUCGCUUUAUAUAUUUUUUUUCAGCGUUUCUUUUCUCUUUUUUUUUAAAAGCAGAUUUCUUGAAACCUAGCCAAUCAAGUUCCCGCCCACGCGUUAGGCUUUUUAGUAAUUCCCCUUAUGUGAUUGGGCGGCGGUAUUUUUUUAAAAUAUAUUUUAGCGUAUGUGUGGUUUUACAAAAAAAAGAAAGAAAAAGAAUUAAAAACAAAAAUAAAAAAGCAGGGUUACGUUGCAACGAUACCAGUACGGGAACGGCUGUACAUUUCUAUAAGACUUUAAUGUAAACGCAUUUAGGAUCCGCAUAUGGUUUCUAAUAAAGAUGGUUCUACUUUAUUUGUAACAUGCCCUGCCAAAGGUGGGGAGAGAUUGCACCACCCCGAAAUAAUAAAUUUAGCCAGUGGGUAUUUUAGGUUCUUGUUAGGGAGAAAGAAACCUUGGAAGAAGACAUACUUUUACAGGGAAACGCCCGGAGGGUGUUUCUUGGCAGCGCUCACUCCUCUGGGAUAUUUUGGGUUCCCGGAAGGGUGCGUGGCGUCGAUUUUUUAAAAAUUGGGACGUUGUUUUAGCGACUGAUGUAAUAUAGAGCAAAAAAUGCCGGUAUUGAAAAAUGUUACUUC
Molecule: messenger RNA, 2860 nt
Organism: Pogona vitticeps (central bearded dragon)
Lineage: Eukaryota; Metazoa; Chordata; Lepidosauria; Squamata; Agamidae
Gene: ARB2A
Product: ARB2 cotranscriptional regulator A
Biological process (GO): regulatory ncRNA-mediated heterochromatin formation
Cellular component (GO): nucleus
Molecular function (GO): siRNA binding
Source: RefSeq, a predicted model, not a curated record